Molecule: messenger RNA, 4762 nt
Organism: Neogale vison (American mink)
Lineage: Eukaryota; Metazoa; Chordata; Mammalia; Carnivora; Mustelidae
Gene: AEN
Product: apoptosis enhancing nuclease
Exons: 4
Coding region: 2085-3062 (325 amino acids)
Cellular component (GO): nucleus
Molecular function (GO): exonuclease activity; nucleic acid binding
Source: RefSeq, a predicted model, not a curated record
UUUAAACAGACGUUCUAACUGCUUUGGGGGGACCCCCAAACCUCGCUUCACCCUUGGUUUUAAUAAACCCUCGUUUUGUGGUCAGCGGAUGGUGACUUGGUCCGGGCCAUCUAGCGUUUAGGGCCCGGACCCCAAGAAGGGGGCCUUCAACCGCCUGCUGCCUCCCGGAUCCCGCGGGUAGCCCUGCCACCGCCGGCGACUCUGACUUCGGGGGUCCUCUGGGGACUCUGCUGCUGGAGUCCUUGCCUUAGGCCCCCAACCCCCACAGGGAGGCCCAGUGGCUGCUGAUCCCUAGGGAGCUGGUUGGGGGCUGGAGGGAGAUUUGAGUGUGUCCUUAUCGAAACUGGUGUGUUACUUGAGCCAAACUUCUCUCCGACCUCGCUGAGCUCCCUCCUGGGGCCCAGGACGGGCCAGACGUGUCCUAGAUGAUUAAUGGCCGGUUCUGACCUGUCGGCAGGGUCAGGGCCCGUAGAAGAGGACUUGCUUUCAUGUCUCGAAACCCGAGGCCACUUCUUCUCAGGGAGCUUCACUUCUGGCUUUGAAAUCUUGCCAGCGGGGUCAGGGAGGCCACCGGCCCUGCUCCUGGGCUCAGCUCCUGACCUGCGGGGCCCAGAGCCCUUGCAGAGAAGGGAAGGGGCCCUGUUCUCCCCAUUGCUGGGCUGGGGCAAACUGAGGUUCUGUGCGCGUCAGCUCUAAUACGUGCCCUGCCCCGAGGAGGAUGUUGAUGAUAGUUACGCGCACUAUUAAAAAGGAGAAGGCCUCUUGGGGAGUGGAUGAGUCAGGAUGGGUCACCACGCCUGGCAUCACCCAGUAGCUCCUCCCCUCGCCUCUUCAUCUCUGCCCCUGCCGGUCAGAGUCCUCUCCAGCGCUCUUCCUGUGAGGCAGUAGGGAUCCUGUUCCCCAUCAGUCCCUGGAUUAUGCCCAGACUCUCGCCGCCUUCCAGAAGCAGUUCCCUCCACCUGUCUCCUCACCCACGAACGACCCCCUUCUCCAGUGUUCCACCGGCCUCCUUGCCUUUCCCAGUGCGGACGCUUUGCCUCGUGGGCUUGGUGUCUGCAUGUUCUCUGAUGGCCCUUCCCUUCCUGCGCUCCUGGCAGGUCUUCCCGACACCCUUCAACAGGUCCCUCCACCGCCACCUUUCACUAACCCGGCCUUUCUGUCUGUCCAGUACUCAGACCGCUGAGUCUGUCCUGAGGUCACUGCUCCCAUCUGGAGCACCCUCUCAUGCGGAGUUCCCCCAGUUCCCCGUCACCGCCAGCUUUGCUGUCCCCACAGUCCGGCAGGUUAGCAGCCCCGGCUUCAGCUCCCUUCACACGCCUCUGAAGAGGACCUGCUUGAUGCCGGUCCAGGCUGGCUGUUGGGGGCGGGACAGACACACAAGACACACACGUCUGGGUCCCCACCUUCAGAGCGCUGUGAGGUAGUUCCUCUGUAACUGUCGUCUUCAAGCGCAGCGAGUUCCUCUGUGGUUGUGCCGUCAGGCCUGGAGGGGUGAAUUUUCUUUGCUCCCCAUCUAGAUUGUCACUGUCUGGGGUCAGGAAGUCCGUGACUCCCGUCGGUGCUCUGGGACUCCCCCACGUGAUGAGCAGAGAUCAGUCUGGGGAUCCCCACUCAGGGGCUUAGGGGAGGACCACCAAGGUGUGUGGUGGCCUUCCCAGAGUGGGGACAGAAGGUUAAGUGGUAAAAAGGGGAGAGGGACCCACCUCGUGCUUUGCACCGCAGCGGCAUCAAGCUUCCGGCGGGCCCCUCUCCCUCAGCCCUGGGUUCCUUCUCUUUCCAGCCUUUGCUCCUCAUGUGGCCACCAGUUCCCCUCCCUGUCAGCUGGAGGGUUACUGUUUCUUCUUCACACUGAUUUAAUCUCCUCCAGGGAACCUCCCAGAAUCCUCCUCCAGCCUGUCCUGCUCCCCUUUUACUUCUGACCCAGCCCUGCACACUCCCUGUGCUUUGUUUCUGUCUCUGCGUGGAAGCUAAGCUGCUUGGAGUCCAGGAUCGCCCUUGUCACUCUGUGCUCAGCACCUGAGCGCCGCCCUGCUGGCAGAUCACCCCCCAGACCGCACUUGCCCCCGAGCGCUGAGCCCACUGGGAUGGUACCCCGGGAAGGCCCUGAUUCUGUGCAGUGCCCGUGCCCUUCCCUGGCUAGCCUGCAGGCCAAGGAUGCGCUUCGGAGGAAGCAUAAGAGGAAGAGCCGACAGCACCAGCGAUUCAUGGCCCGUAAGGCGCUGCUGCAGGAGCAGGGGCUGCUGAACAUGUCCCCAGAGACGCGGUCCUCCCCACCGCCCACGCCGUUGGGGGCACUGCCGGGCACUGAAGGCACCAGUGGCGGGACGCAGCGUCCAAGGAAUGAAUCGGGAGGUUCUUCAUGGAGCAGGAAGCCCACCCCCAGGGAAUCUGCAGGGCCCUGGCCCAGCAAGUGCGUGGCUAUCGACUGCGAGAUGGUGGGCACGGGACCCCGAGGGCGGGUGAGCGAGCUGGCCCGCUGCUCUGUGGUGAGUUACCAUGGCGAUGUCCUCUAUGACAAGUACGUCCGGCCAGAGAUGCCCAUCGUGGACUACCGUACCCGCUGGAGUGGCAUCACUCGGCAGCACAUGCGCAAGGCCAUCCCCUUCCAGGUGGCCCAGAAAGAGAUCCUCAAGCUCCUGAAGGGCAAGGUGGUGGUGGGGCACGCGCUCCACAAUGACUUCCAGGCCCUCAAGUACGUGCACCCUCGGAGUCAGACCCGUGACACCACUUACGUGCCCAGCCUCCUGCAGCAGCCCGGCCUCCACACUCGCACCCGGGUCUCUCUGAAGGACCUGGCCCUGCAGCUGCUACACAAGAAGAUCCAGGUCGGCCAGCAUGGGCACUCAUCGGUGGAAGACGCCACAACGGCCAUGGAGCUGUACCGGCUGGUGGAGGCGCAGUGGGAGCGGCGGCAGGCCGGCAGCCUCCCGCCCCGCCCCGAGGACCGGGACCCAGACAGCAGCACGGACGUGGAGCAGUACAUGGAGGACCAGUACUGGCCGGAGGACCUGGCCCAGGGCACCUGUGGAGCAACGGGGGAGCCACGGGACAGAAGGGAGUGAGGCGGGAGAGGCUCCCAGGUGGCCUCUGAAUGGAGCGUUGGGGGCGCGGAGGGGCCAGGAGAGCCCUGGGCACGUCGUCCCCGGUAGGGCAGGGUGCGGCUAGCCUGCUGCCGGGGUCCGGGGAGCUGGGACCAUCUGUCCUCUCCGCUCCCUCUGUCCAAGGCUGUUGUGGGCACUUAACCCCACCCCUGUGGCCUGCUAAUGGCACUUUAUAGACACUGUGAAAAUGUCAGGUGCACAGGGACCCAGCUGGGGGAGGACGCAAGCCAACAGACCAUCCCAGCUGUCACCCUACCCCCAUGGGUGGAUAGCACCCCCGUGCUGUGCUAUCUCGGGGUGAUGUCUUCUCCCUGGGGUGUGAGCUCAGUGACUUGGGGUACAGCUCUCUUCUCUUACUGUCCUUUUCCUGCCUCUUCCUCCACGGGCAUCUUCAGAUUCAGAACGAAUGUGCCCUGAGCCUAUAGGAUUAAGGCCACUCCACGGGACGUUCCUUUCCUUUCUCUCCGAACUAGAACUUGGGCCGGCGCCACAGUAGGACCUCAGUGCUGGGCUGUGACAGACCAGCAGGGCCCCUCCAGACGCUUGGGGAGCUGGCACCAGGAGUCACCAGGCUCUGUUCGAGGGCGGGUGGAAGCGGGGAAGCUUUGGGUGGAGACGCUGGUGUAUUAAUUUUGACCCGACUCAGGCAGGAGGCUCUCUUAAGCACAAGCCUGAGGAACAGCACAGCAGUCUGAGUUCUGGGACCCGUGUGGGACCCCCUACCCAGUGUGUAGGGGGGCCGAGUGCAUGUCCAUGGGGCGAGGGCCAGGCAGGGAAGCCGUCUCCACACUCGGGCUGGUGUCCCCUCGGGCACUUGGAUCCACAGACAUUGUAGUCAUUGGAUUGCCUACAGCUUGCCAGAGCUGUCUCUGUCAGGAUCUCAUCUGCCACUCCUCUUGCCUGCUUUCCCAAAGGGCAGUUUGGGAGUAUUGAGGUUAAGCAAGAGCUCAGGUCCACACUGACCUUUGAACCCCAUCUUUGCUUGCCACUUAAUAGCUUGGGACCUUGAACGAAUAUGAGACCUCACCCUUGAGCCCAUUUCCUCCUCUGUAAAAUGGGGCUAAUGCCGUAGCCUACCUCAUAGGGUUGUCCUGGGGGCCAAGUGCCCAGUGCUCAGCGUGGUGCCUGGCUCCCUUUCAGCCUCUUCUGGGGACCGCCUGAGCCCGCCCCUGGGGUUGAGACGGCUUGUCGCUUGGCUGCCCCAGCAGGGGCGGGCUGAGGACACAGCGUGCAGGUGCCGGGUCCUCACUGCUCCCUGCGGCUCGGUGACCGGUAUAUGCUCAGCUCCCCCCCUCUGCGUGCAGGAAAUGACAGUGAUUUUUAUGUCCGUCUGAUCGAAGCAGCAGGGCCAGGAACUGAGAGACACUACUGAACCCAACACUACUUCCAGGCUGCCUGUCCUCCGCUCCCUCCCUGUCUGCGGGGCAGGGAGCCGGCAGUGGCAUUGACCUCUGCUGGCCUGGCUCCAGCGCUUUGUUCUGGAGUCCUUCAAAGUCUGUAGCUAGUGCCAAAGUCCCAGCCCAGCCGGGCUGCAGUUUCGAUUCUUUGGGCUACAGACGGAAGGAAGAGGAAACUGUUACCAGUGGGAAAACGUACUGGGUUUAAGGUCAGCUUUGUUGUAAAACCAUUUGUUCUGGAAUAAAACACGAUUAGAAAAGUAA